This is a messenger RNA of Exophiala oligosperma, 1165 nucleotides long. RefSeq lists its product as uncharacterized. The record is from RefSeq and is a predicted model, not a curated record. Gene Ontology annotation, biological process: DNA-templated transcription. The transcript has a single exon. Gene Ontology annotation, molecular function: ribonucleoside binding; DNA-directed RNA polymerase activity; DNA binding. Lineage: Eukaryota; Fungi; Ascomycota; Eurotiomycetes; Chaetothyriales; Herpotrichiellaceae. The annotation marks the transcript as partial.
CGAGAAUGUCACUGUCAUGUAUCUGAACGUAGAGUAUAACUACGAAGAUCCUAUUUUGGUAUCGAAACGAUAUGUCGACAAUGGUGGCUUUAGUACAUACUCGCUUGUUCCGUACACGUUGCCUCAGAGCGAAUAUAUCCCGCCCGUAGGCUCGAUCAUGUGCGGAAAACUCUCUCUGUGGUGGAAAUCUCCAUGUCAGCGCUACUGUUCUCACGAUCCUGAGAAGCUGUCAACGAAACGUAUGUAUGCUGUUGGAUACAAGCCUAGCGGCAUCGUUCAUAGUAUAACACAUCUAAAGAAUGGUGAUGUGAGUGUCAAAGUGAAGAGCUUUCAGGUAUUACAAGACGGCGAUAAGCUGUCUACAUAUCAUGGCCAGAAAGGUGUAGCCGUGAUCACGCCAUACGAGUCUAUGCCUGUGGCAUAUAGCGAGAAACAUGGUAAUAUCAUCCCAGACGUGGUGGUUGCGAUGUCAUCUAUCGUGACACGGCAGACUAACGGUCAAUUGUAUGAAUCUGCGCUAGCGCUGUCGUUGCUUCACAGAGGGUCAUCUAGAUGCCACGUCGUGAAACCUGGCGAAGUCGUAGAUAUAGACGAUGAAUUCAACGUGAUCAAUCCUAUCAGUGGUCGCCACUAUACGACUCUCGUCUAUGAUAACAGUGGAGAAAUGAAGCGUGUGGUGGCACGAGUAUCAAUUGGCGUUGUACGCAUGUUCAAUCAAACGCAAAUGUCGCGGGAGCGGCAUCAUGUGUCGCAUGCAAAAGUCUCUAAGUAUACAUUGCGUACUCCCGAGGGCCGCAGCCGCGGCGGCGGCGUUGCCUGGGGCGAAAUGGAGGCUCAGAUAUCAUCCGCUGCGGGCUACCAGCACACCAACGAGGAAAUAGAGAGUCGAGGCGACAGAGACGUCGCAACGCGUUGCCUCAAGUGCCAGCGCCUAGGGCUGCUGUGCCCUUGCACUACAGAAGCAUACCACGUUCUUGUUACCGGUCCGUACGACCUUGUGACAGUUGACGUUCUAACAGCGAUUAUAUACAAUGCCUCUUUUCAAUACGAGCUGGCGCCGGAGUUAUGAACAACACGAUAGACCGAGACGCAGGCGACAUCGACGACAUACUACCAGCCUGGAGACUACAAGCGAUCAGAAACUACAAAUUGACAUUGGCGAGGC